CGGGGCCGGGCGGGGCGGGAGCGGGCCGGGCUGGAGCCGCAGCGCCAAGGGCUCCUGGCGGGCGGAGGCUCGGCCAUGGGCGAUUUCCAGAUCUCGGUGGAGGAGCUGAACGAGCUCCUGUCUAACGGGAGCGGCUGCUACAGCCUGCCCAGCGCGCACAGCAACGAGGUGGUGCCGCGCAUCCACGUGGGGAACGCGUUCAUAGCCAAGAACAUAAUGAGGCUGCAGCGUCUGGGGAUAACCCAUGUUCUGAAUGCAGCAGAGGGGAAAUCAUUCAUGCAUGUGAACACUAAUGCAGAGUUCUAUGAAGGCUCAGGCAUCAGAUACCAUGGCAUUAAAGCUAAUGAUACACAGGAAUUUAACCUCAGUCGCUACUUUGAGGAAGCAGCUGAUUUUAUUGACAAAGCCCUUUCCCAGAAGGAUGGCCAGGUGCUGGUGCACUGCCGGGAGGGCUACAGCCGCUCGCCCACGCUGGUCAUCGCCUACCUGAUGCUGCGGCGCGGCAUGGACGUGCGCGGCGCGCUCUGCGCCGUGCGCCAGCAGCGCGAGAUCGGCCCCAACGACGGCUUCCUCCGGCAGCUGUGCCAGCUCAACGAGCGCCUGCUGAAGGAGGGCAAGGUCAAAGCCUAGAGCGCGGCGCCGCCGUGGGUUUGUUUGCACUGGGGCAGAGCUUUAGAGGAUGGGUUAGGCGCUUUAGAGACGCAGAUUGCAAGCACCGGGCUGGAAUUCCUGCUUGUCUAGUGGAAGCGUCCGUCUGGAACUCUGCGAUGCUUCGAGAUGGGACAGAACUGUGUCGCUGUUUGGAGCUGUUGCCAUGAAGGGAUGUUUUAGAAGGAUGACUCCAGCUGUCUCCACACGCAUUUCAGAGCCCCUGCAGACUCCAUAGCAUACGUGGUUUGCGUUGACAUUGAAUGUGAUUUGUUUAAGCUUUGUCUUUAGUCUCACCACGUUAGCAGUGUGCAGGAACACAUAAUCACAGAAUGAUUGUAUGUAGGUGCUUUCAUUGAAGAGCUUUGGGUGUCAGGGGUCCAGACCCAAAUCUGACUCCGGCAUGGGUUCAGGAUGAACACGUUUUUCUACCCUUAUUGUUAUAUAACUGCCUAUUCAUUAUUAAACUUAUAUUGUUCUAUUGCAUACAUUGAUUUCAUCCGAGCAUGGAUUUUUGUAGUUUGACGAGCCCUUGGGGACACUGCACUGGGACUGUCCCAGUGCCACUUCCAGUGUCCCCAGUGCCACUCCCAAUGUCCCCAGUGUCCCCAGUUCCCUGUUCCCAGUGCAAACUGGAGCUGGUGGAGGGGGACACUGGACUGGGACUGUCCCAAUGUCCCCAGUGCCACUGCCAGUGUCCCCACUGUCCCCAGUGCCACUCCCAAUCCAGAAAUCCAAUACAUUGAUUUCAUCCAAGCAUGGAUUUUUGUAAUUUCCAUCAAACCCCCCCAAACAUAAUUUCUUAUGAUUCUUGUUACGAUUAAACAAUAAUUAUAUCCAAUUACCAAACAAUCAUCACAUUUAACAAUCAUAUCAUUUAUCAUAUAACAAUCAUAUAAUUUACCAAAGUCAUUUAAUGAUUAUACAGGUGCAGUUUUGCAUGAUCCAAUAAAGCCUAACACUUUCCCAGGGCCUUCCAGGCCCAACCUUUCUUUCCAACUCCCCUGAAUAUCCCCUGAUUUUAGAAACAUUUUAUCCCUAUACUAUACCAGAGCACCAGCUCCCAAAAGCCCAAACACAUCCCUUCACUCACUCUUAAUAGGAGCACUGUAAUUUCUAAAGCUUCUUUUUCAUGCACACAGGUGCCUAAAGUUUGAAUGUAGGAGCUUCAAGGAAUGGGAAGCAUAUGUACAAAUGCACAGAUGCAUUCACUUGGAAAAUAAAGUGCAUGCAGUGUUUUGUGUGGAUUUAUGCAAUACACAGUGUGAGAGUAAAGCCAUGUUGAGCCCAUGCUUGAUGCACACUGUGUUUCCAAGAAUAGUUUUUUAUCUCUUCUGUUACAGUGGACAUUAAAUAGUCUGUUAUUAAAUGCUCUUUUAUUUUUAUUUUGAAAUAAUACCGGGAAAAAAUGUCAAGAGCAAAUGCUGAGGGAAGAGCUCGAACAAGGAAGAAAUAAUAUUAGUAUUUAGAAGUGCUUGUGGUGGAUGUAUAAUUUAAGUAUCCUAAUAUAAUGCCUUUCAAAGCUUGUAUGGAAUUACAGUGUCUUUAUCUCUUCUUUACUGUCACUGUUCAGUAACAGAAUGGAAUGACCACACAUGCAGAUUCCUUCCAGCUUACAAAGCAGUUUGCAGAAGAACACUCUUGGCUUCUUGGAUUACUUGCAUGGUAUCAUGAAAUAAAAAUGAGCAUUGUAAUGUAACACACUGUAUAGGAAAUAUUUACAUUCUAUUCAAAUAAAUGAUGACUUGUUUC
Onychostruthus taczanowskii (white-rumped snowfinch) is the source of this 2400-nucleotide messenger RNA. RefSeq names its product dual specificity phosphatase 3 (gene DUSP3). Gene Ontology annotation, molecular function: protein tyrosine/serine/threonine phosphatase activity; MAP kinase phosphatase activity. Gene Ontology annotation, biological process: protein dephosphorylation; negative regulation of MAPK cascade. Lineage: Eukaryota; Metazoa; Chordata; Aves; Passeriformes; Passeridae. Gene Ontology annotation, cellular component: cytoplasm. Bases 76 to 630 code for a protein of 184 amino acids. The transcript has 3 exons. The record is from RefSeq and is a predicted model, not a curated record.